UGCCACCACAUAUAAACCCAUGGCUCUCACCCUCACUCCCCCACCCCCACUAAGCCCUCUUUCUCCCCCUCCUCCGUUUCUCUAACCUUUACGAGCGGUGGAGGACCCAAAACAAAAUGGAAAUAAAGCUCCGAUCUCCAUUCCUUCCCCUGCUCCUCUCCCUCCUCCUCCUCCUCCUCCUUCCUUCCAUCUCGGCCGUCGAUUCCAACGGCAGAAACGACGCCAAGCGGACGUACAUCGUCCGCGUGGAUCGCGACGCCAAGCCGUCCAUCUUCCCCACCCACGCCCACUGGUAUGAGACCACCGUCUUCUCCGUCUCCGCCUCCGCCGACGGCGCCACCGCUGCCGGCACCUGGACCCCAGGCGGACCCAUCAUCCACACGUACUCCUCCGUUUUCCACGGCUUCUCUGCCCGACUGUCCCCCGCCGCCGCCUCCAACCUCUCCUCCUUCCCCGGCGUCGUCGCCGUGCUCCCGGAACAAGUCCGUCAUCCGCUUACGACCCGCUCCCCUCGAUUCCUCGGCCUUCUCUCCUCCGAUCGCUCCGGACUCCUCGCCGAGACCGACUUCGGCUCCGACCUCGUCGUCGGCGUGAUAGAUACCGGCAUCUGGCCCGAGCGUCGGAGCUUCUCCGAUCAAGGCCUCGGACCCGUCCCUGCCAAGUGGAAGGGCGCCUGCGUCGCCGGCGCCGCCUUUCCUGCCACCGCCUGCAACCGCAAGCUCGUCGGUGCACGUUACUUCUCCGGCGGCUACGAGGCUACCAAUGGCCGCAUGAAUGAGUCCGCCGAGCUCCGCUCCCCGCGUGACACCGACGGCCACGGCACCCACACCGCCUCCAUCGCCGCCGGCCGCUACGUUUACCCGGCCUCCACCCUCGGCUACGCCCGCGGCGUCGCCGCCGGCAUGGCCCCCAAGGCCCGCCUUGCCGCCUACAAGGUCUGCUGGGCCGCCGGAUGCUUUGACUCCGACAUCCUCGCCGCCUUCGACGCCGCCGUCGCCGACGGUGUUGACGUUGUCUCCCUCUCCGUCGGCGGCGUCGUUGUGCCCUACUACCUUGACCCCAUCGCUGUAGGUGCCUUCGCCGCCGCCGAGGCCGGGAUCUUCGUAUCCGCCUCCGCCGGCAACGGCGGCCCCGGGGGGCUCACUGUCACCAAUGUCGCCCCCUGGGUCACCACCGUCGGCGCCGGCUCCAUGGAUCGCGACUUCCCCGCCGACGUCAAGCUCGGCAACGGCCGGACCCUCCCCGGCGUCAGCGUCUACGGCGGCCCCGCCCUUGCCCCCGGCCGCCUCUACCCGCUGAUCUAUGCAGCCGCCGCGCUCGCCGCGCCGGAGGGGGGAGCCGGAGACGGGUACUCCUCCUCGCUCUGCCUCGAGGGCUCCCUCGACCCCGACGCCGUUCGCGGCAAGAUCGUCGUCUGCGACCGGGGCGUCAACUCCCGCGCCGCCAAAGGCGAGGUGGUCCGCAAGGCCGGCGGCGUCGGGAUGAUCCUCGCCAAUGGCGUCUUCGACGGCGAGGGCCUCGUCGCCGACUGUCACGUCCUCCCGGCCACUGCCGUCGGCGCCGCCGCUGGCGACGAGAUCCGCAAGUACAUCGGCGCCGCCACUCCCCACUCGCCACCCACCGCCACCAUCCUCUUCCGCGGUACCCGCCUCGGGGUUCGGCCGGCGCCGGUGGUGGCUUCCUUCUCGGCCCGUGGGCCCAACCCCCAGUCGCCGGAGAUCCUGAAGCCGGACCUCAUAGCCCCGGGGCUCAACAUUCUGGCCGCGUGGCCGGACGGCGUGGGCCCCGCCGGGAUUCCGUCGGACCAUCGGCGGACGGAGUUCAACAUUCUGUCCGGCACGUCAAUGGCGUGCCCCCACGUGUCCGGGCUCGCCGCGCUGCUUAAGGCGGCGCACCCGGAGUGGAGCCCGGCGGUGAUCAAAUCAGCAUUGAUGACCACAGCCUAUACCAAGGAUAACAAAAAGAUGACGAUGCUGGAUGAAUCGACCGGGAAUUCAUCCGAUGUGUUCGACUUUGGUUCCGGCCAUGUCGAUCCCCUGCGAGCGAUGGACCCAGGGCUAGUCUAUGACAUCUCAACAAUAGAUUAUUUGAAUUUUCUCUGUAAUUUGAAUUAUACGCAACAGGACAUCCGGGCGAUCACGAGGCGGGCGGCGGAUUGCAGUGGUGCAAGGAAGGCCGGGCAUGCAGGGAAUUUGAACUAUCCAUCAUUCGCAGCAGUGUUCGUCGGUGAUGGGAGUGGAAAGAAGAUGUCGACGCACUUUAUAAGGAUGGUGACGAAUGUCGGGAAUGGCAGGGCGGUGUAUCGGGCAUCGGUGAGGGCGCCAGAGAAAAGCACAGUGACGGUGGAGCCGGAGGAGCUUGUUUUCCGGAGGACAGGGCAAAAGCUGAGCUUCGUGGUGAGGGUGAAGACGACGGCGACGGAGAAGCUGCCGCCGGGGAGCUCAAGUGCGAGGAGUGGUGCACUGACAUGGAGUGACGGGAGGCAUAUUGUUAACAGCCCAAUUGUGAUCACAAUGCAGGCGCCUAUGUGAUGGCACUAGAAGCAAAGAACACAGCUUUUGUUUUGUUCGAAGUCUGAAUGAACCCUAGCUCAGGGAUUCAGAAAAGUUCUAAGAACUAUCUAGGGUUUUUUGUUCUUUCCUCUUCCUAUGCCCUUGGUGUUGAACUUGAGAUGAAGGGCUUUAAAAAGGUUAUUUAGUAUGUAUAUGUACUAAUAUUGAGAGUGUGGCUUCUGGCUUGGAAGAGAGCAUGAUAGCACUGUGAAUGUUUAAAGAAGGAAGAGAAUGAUGCAGCAAGGGUAAAGAAGAGAUGGGAGGGAAAGGAGAUGGGUUGUGGGGUAUGUUUCUUGUUGCCAUGUAUUUGUUUUAUUUAUCAGUGUCUUUGAAUUCCAUCUUGCUCUUGGUGCA
This is a messenger RNA of Elaeis guineensis (African oil palm), 2906 nucleotides long. Its product is annotated as subtilisin-like protease SBT1.5. Gene Ontology annotation, biological process: proteolysis. Gene Ontology annotation, molecular function: serine-type endopeptidase activity. The record is from RefSeq and is a predicted model, not a curated record. Lineage: Eukaryota; Viridiplantae; Streptophyta; Magnoliopsida; Arecales; Arecaceae.